GACAGUAGUUCCAAGCAAGUUCUGUAAUUCAAGGUGAUCCACCAUAUCAAGCGUUCUACCAAACGCAAUAAAAAGUCUCAGCUUCUGAACUUUAAAUCGGAAACACUGUAGUUUCUUUCUAUAAACACUAUUGGCUUAUUCUCCUUUUUCUUUGAGCGUGUUUUUCCCCUUAAUGAAUGCGUUUUAAAGAAAUACUAUUUGAGAAACAAAAAAUCAGAUCAAAAAUUAUUUCAUUUUGUACAACACUGUUUUGGCGCUAAAAUUAAAAGGAAUAUUCACUAAAAGUGGGUUUUUCACAAUGGCUAAGAAGUCGCCUUCGACUGUUGAAGAACUUCGACUGGCUUUGAAGGAAAUCGGUCUUAGUACAUAUGGAAACAAAGAUACAUUAAGAAAACGAUGGAAAGAACGGAAUGCUCGACUUGAACAGGUUCGAAGACAACAAGCUUUACAAACAAAAACGUCAGCAGAUAAAGGAAUGAAACUACGCUACUUGCUAGUGGUUGACGUUGAAGCAACAUGUGAAGAGGGAUGUGGUUUUUCAUAUAUGAACGAGAUUAUUGAAUUUCCCUGCUUACUUUACGAUUUGGAACAGAAACGCAUUAUUGACGAAUUCCAUACAUAUGUCAAACCGAGGCGAAUUCCUACGCUUUCAAACUAUUGCAAAGAGUUGACAAAGAUCCCACAAAAACUCAUUGACAAUGCUCCACCGUUCAAAACAGUGCUCGAUCUGCUGCAUGAAUUUCUUUCUAAACAUGAUGACAAAUUAAUUCCCCCGGUUAAUGGUCCGAAUACCUUUGAGUGGAGCCGUCUUCCAAAAACGGCUUAUCAUUUUCGGUCGCAGAAAAACUGGGCUUGGGCUUGUGAUGGUCCUUGGGAUAUGGCAUCUUUUGUUGCCAAAGAGUUCGCGACAACAGAGGAAAACAAUCCCCCGUCUUGGAUUAAUGGACCUUUUGUAGACGUCCGUUCGCUUUUCUCUGAUGCCUUUCGAGUUUCAAAGUCCAAUAUAAAUGCAAUGCUAUCACGUUGGAACUUGACAUUUGAAGGCCAAGAACAUAACGGACUCGAUGACGCGCGCAAUCUCGUUCGUGUCAUUCAGCAUAUGCAGCAAGAGGACAUCGAAUUUGAGCACAAUCGAUGGUGGCUCCAAUACCAAAACGUCGGUUGGUGCUUUCCUCGAAAAUAUGCACCCUUUAUUCCCUACCGGCCUAAAGGUAAAACGAUACCCCAUGACUAAUUACCGAUUACUCAGUACUCUUUUGACGAUGUCCUUCUCUUGCUGAUGAAGGCCAAAUGUUAGGUAUUGAAAUUCUAAAGUAGUUAGAGAUUCAUUCGAAUAAGAUAAUUCAUACUGUUGAAAUUGUGGUGACACACAUCGGGUAAUAAACCAUUUUCGAAUACGUGUCUCUAUAAUGUGUGC
Molecule: messenger RNA, 1417 nt
Organism: Schizosaccharomyces japonicus yFS275
Lineage: Eukaryota; Fungi; Ascomycota; Schizosaccharomycetes; Schizosaccharomycetales; Schizosaccharomycetaceae
Product: double-strand siRNA ribonuclease
Exons: 4
Coding region: 299-1234 (311 amino acids)
Biological process (GO): negative regulation of regulatory ncRNA-mediated heterochromatin formation; exonucleolytic trimming to generate mature 3'-end of 5.8S rRNA from tricistronic rRNA transcript (SSU-rRNA, 5.8S rRNA, LSU-rRNA)
Cellular component (GO): cytoplasm
Molecular function (GO): double-stranded RNA-specific ribonuclease activity; 3'-5'-RNA exonuclease activity; double-stranded RNA binding
Source: RefSeq, a predicted model, not a curated record